This is a messenger RNA of Paramecium pentaurelia, 787 nucleotides long. Lineage: Eukaryota; Ciliophora; Oligohymenophorea; Peniculida; Parameciidae. The record is from the annotation of a GenBank genome assembly.
AUGAAAUUACUUAUAUAUGAAGAUUGGAAAAACUCUGCUUCAUCAAGAGAUAAUUUCACAUUCUAAUAAGAAGUCAAAAUAUAAUCAGAAUGUUAUCAAAUUGCACGUGACUUUGAGAUUCUAUUGAAAAAUAGUGAAUAAGGCACAUUCAAUCAAUAUUUUUAAAAGGCACUCUCUAUAUUUCACAGAUUUGCUCAUUAAGUUUCUUAUAAGAAAUUUAAUAGACAUAUUUAUAUGGCAGCUUGUUUAUUUUUAUCAGCCAAAGAUAAUGACAUGUUUGAUUGGUCUGUUAAGAGAUAUGCAAGUGCAUUUAUUAGUUAUUGCAUAUCAAAAAAGGCAGUAGAUAUUGAUGGAUUGAAGAUAGAAAAUGAUGACUAAAAUACUUAUAAAAUUAUUUAAGAGAAAAUAAUAGAUGCAGAAUCUCAUAUUUUAUAGAUGAUAGGAUAUGACUUACAUAUAAUAGUUCCAUAGUUAUACUUCUAAGAAGCCAAAACUAAAUUAGUUGUAGCUUAAGGAGAUAUUUAAUAAUUGUUUGAAUUUGCAUAGAAAUUUUUAUCAGAUUUAUUCCUUAAUAAUGCAUGUCUAUAUUAUGAACCAAAAAUAAUUACUCUUUGUGCAAUUACUAUGGCUAGCAAAUUAUUAAAAAUAACAAUAGCAGAUUUGUCUAAUGGGGAACCUUGGCACUCUAUAUUUGAUUAAAAUUUAGAAGCAAAUGUAUAGACUCAAAAGGAAAUAUUAGAAAUGACCAAUUAUUUCGAUUAAUGCAUAUAAAUUUUAAAAAGUUGAC